This is a messenger RNA of Spea bombifrons (plains spadefoot toad), 1022 nucleotides long. It is a transcript of the gene NPBWR2, whose product is annotated as neuropeptides B and W receptor 2. Gene Ontology annotation, molecular function: neuropeptide receptor activity; neuropeptide binding. The transcript has a single exon. Gene Ontology annotation, biological process: neuropeptide signaling pathway. The coding region runs from base 27 to 1022 and encodes 331 amino acids. Gene Ontology annotation, cellular component: membrane; neuron projection. The record is from RefSeq and is a predicted model, not a curated record. Lineage: Eukaryota; Metazoa; Chordata; Amphibia; Anura; Pelobatidae.
GUUAACAAGAUCUGAACUACGGAGCCAUGGAGAACGUUUCAUGGCCAAGUACUUCCAACUUGUCAUGUGAUCCCAUUGGGGGUAUCUGUUAUCAUGAUAACUCCAAGAUUCAUCUCACUAACCACGAGUUAUCCACUGACUUCUACAUCAUUCUCCCUGUCAUCUACUCAGUGAUCUGCGUUGUGGGGCUGACAGGAAACACGGCCGUGAUUUACGUCAUUCUCAAAGCUCCCAAAAUGAAGACGGUGACCAACCUCUUUAUCCUAAACUUGGCGAUAGCAGACGACCUUUUUACUCUCGUCCUUCCCAUUAACAUUGCCGAGAUCCUGCUCCAUUAUUGGCCCUUUGGAGUUGUCCUCUGCAAGAUUAUUUUGUCCAUUGACCUUUACAACAUCUUUUCCAGCAUUUUCUUCUUGACCGUAAUGAGCAUUGACCGCUAUCUAGUGGUUCUAGCUACAGUGAGGUCCAAAAGGAUGCCCUAUCGUACCUACAGAGCUGCCAAAAUUGUCAGCCUCUUGGUCUGGAUCCUGGUCAUUGUCAUCGUGUUGCCCUUUACCGUUUUCGCCGGGGUUUACAUGGAUGAUUUGGAAUUUAAAAGCUGUGGUUUGAAUUUCCCCAAGCCUGAGAAAACGUGGUUUAAGGCCAGUCGUAUAUACACCUUGAUGUUGGGCUUUGCUAUCCCCGUCUCCACAAUAUGCAUCUUGUACAUGGUCAUGUUAUACAAGCUGCGGCACAUGAGGUUGAAUUCCAAUGCUAAAGCUUUGGACAAAGCCAAGAAGAAAGUAACCAUCAUGGUCUUUGUGGUCCUCGCGGUUUGUCUUUUCUGCUGGACUCCUUUUCAUUUGGCCACCAUCGUGUCGCUGACCACAGACUUGCAGGAGACAUCACUGGUCAUCGGGAUCUCAUAUUUCAUCACUAGCCUGAGUUACGCCAACUCUUGCCUCAAUCCGUUCCUCUACGCCUUUCUAGAUGACAGCUUCAGGAAAAGCUUUCGGAAACUGUUGGAAUGUAGAACAGCCUGA